GGUCGCUUACUUGUCUGUCGUUUAGUUGGAGUUCCGCCGCCACAGCCAUGGGGCCAGCAAAGGUUUUCUCCGCGCUCGUCGCACUCGGUGUGAUCAUGAUGGCAGACGCACAGUCCCCUGCGACGGCACACUGCCCUCCCUGCUCCAAGAUCCUGCUGCCCGUGUGCGGCGUCGACGAGGAUGGGGAGAUCUGGACGUUCCCCAACAGCUGCACCAUGCUCUGGUGCAACUGCAUGCUGCGUGCCGCCGAUUCCGACAGAAAAUUCAAGGAGCUGACGUCUGGCAGCUGCGAGGGAAGCCCGUCUAACGAGACGGAAAUACCAGAGUGCUUCCCAGAGAUGGAUACGACCACCGAGCCGACAGACGACGGCCCUGAGAUCCGGAUACUGAACGCCACGAAGGCGACGCCAGCUGCGGGGGCGGGCCUCGCGCCCGGCGCCGUCCUGGCAGUGGCGGCGGUCGUCGCGACGCUGGUGGCAGCCGGCGACUUCUUGUAGCGGCGAGUUGUAGCGGCGACUUGUGGCCGAGACUUGUGGCGUCGCCGGUUCUCUGUGGCUAUGCUGCUCGCUCCACUGCAGAAGACAUUUCCACACAGUUCACCUACCAGAUGCUGGUCCCGUACUAUAUUAAUAACAUUGGUCAAUUUUUUUUUCAAGUUGUGACGUAGUUACAAAAAAUGUUUCUAGCGAUCCAAGAAAAUAUUUGCUCUAUUGCAAUUCCACUCUUGUUUAUUUGUAGUAAAUUUAUUAACUUCGGUCGGCAAUGACCACCUUCAGGCCUGAGUAAAAAUGUGUUGCAUUACACGUAUCACACAUAAAGAUGUGAUAUGUGUAAUGCAACACGUUUGUAAUCAGUUCUGAACAAGGCCAUUACCAACCGAAAUUAAUAACGUCGUUACAAAUAAACAUUCUGGUCCAAGACUGGAAUUUUAAUAAAGCUUUUUUUUCAGUUACACUUUUUCCGAAAAAUAAUUCGCCACUAAAUAUAGGUCUAAUUUCAGACUUUCUGUAGUGGCCUCAGUUGUCAUGUAAUAAUGGUUUUUGUACAUGUUUAGAGCAAGCAGACUAUGUAUCAGAUGUGUCUGGAAAAAUUACAGUUUCCCGAAGCAAGACUUCAAACAGCAAAAAUAUGUAACUACACAAAGGAAUCAAAGAAAUGGGUAACACAGGAGCGAAAAAAAAAUAAAAAACCAUGUAUAAGAAUA
This is a messenger RNA of Schistocerca piceifrons (Central American locust), 1204 nucleotides long. RefSeq lists its product as uncharacterized. Bases 48 to 497 code for a protein of 149 amino acids. The transcript has 4 exons. The record is from RefSeq and is a predicted model, not a curated record. NCBI's taxonomy places the organism in Eukaryota, Metazoa, Arthropoda, Insecta, Orthoptera, Acrididae. Gene Ontology annotation, molecular function: protein binding.